This is a messenger RNA of Parascedosporium putredinis, 2298 nucleotides long. The record is from the annotation of a GenBank genome assembly. NCBI's taxonomy places the organism in Eukaryota, Fungi, Ascomycota, Sordariomycetes, Microascales, Microascaceae.
AUGAAAAGCGCUCCGACUGACUGGCUCGCGAACCGAUUCAACCAGGCUGUGGCAGGCGGUGAAGUUGGUAAAAACAACGCCGAGGAGGUCACCUUCAAAGAUAUCCAGGAAGGCACCUGGCGAACGAAGCCGGCCGCCCACAAAAUCGAGUUCUGCGCAAACCAAGCAAGUCGCGACAAUUUGCAAUACUUCUGGGUGGAUACCUGUUGCAUCGACAAGUCGACCAUGGAUGAGGUCCAAGAAUCGAUAAACUCCAUGUUUCGGUGGUACCGCAAUGCUACCCAAUGUUACGUCUACUUGUCAGAUGUAUCGAUGAACAACCCCGUGGGCAGUGACGGGGUUGAGCUCUCUUGGGAAGACGCGUUCCGGACAAGUAAAUGGUUUACCCGGGGGUGGACCCUUCAAGAGUUGCUUGCGCCAGAAUCAGUAAAGUUCUUCUCCCAGGAAAGCCUAUACAUCGGCGAUAAGAAGUCUUUACAACUGGCGAUUCAUGACAUUACGACGAUACCUACCCCGGCUCUUCAGAAGGCAGAUUCCCUCAACCAGUUUCAUGCAGAUGAGCGGCUAAGAUGGGCAGAGACGCGCGAGACUACUCGCGAAGAGGAUUGGGUAUAUUGUCUUCUCGGAAUCUUCGGUAUAUUCAUGCCACUCAACUAUGGGGAAGGAAAGGAUAAUGCAAUAAAGCGUUUAAGAAUGGAGAUUGGCAAUAUUCCAAAACGCCAAGCUAGAUAUCUGGCUGACGAGGUCCUACCAAGCGCUGCUCUAAGAACAACUUGCUACUUCUUCUUCAAGGAAGACUUUGAAGACCAGAGAUCUUCAGUAAUUGCGUUACGCUCUAUAUUACACCAGAUCUUCGACCACUAUCCAGGCUUCUUUUCAUCCCAGGUCCUUGAGAAGCUCCAAGACAAGGGAGAUACUCUUCUCAAUUCCUUUGGCGACCUUUGGGAAAUGCUCCUCUCUGCGGUGGAUAUGGAUCUGGUACCAGAAAUCCGGUUUCGCGAUGAUAUUAGGCAACUUUGCGGGCUUUUUGUCGUCAUUGUUGACUCCAAGAUUUACCUACUUCAUCAAACCGCCCGCGAAUUCUUAGUCCCUCCUGCGCUUACCGAGUCCCCUAGCCCUGCCUGUAGCAUAGUAGCGAAGUGGGAGUAUUCCUUUCACCCGAAGGAGUCGAACCGCAUCCUCGCUGAGAUUUGUUUACAGAGGCUCGCCUUGAAAGAUUUAAAUGGUGCCUACUAUAAGCAUGAUGGUCGCGGAACGAUGCCUCUCAUUCAUGCCUUCGCCGCGAAUAUAUUCGGAGAAUACUCAGCAAACCAGUGGGCUAGCCACUUUCGCGAGACCAACUGGGAUACGGAUCAUCCUACUGUGCUAAAGGCGACGUCAUGCUGCCGCCUAGACCCCCAACGGAUAGGAUGGCUAGACAUAUACACGGAUCAUCUCUAUAGAACAAAAGAGGUACGAUCGGACGAUGCGCCCGUUAUAAUAGCGUCCUAUCUUGGUCUAAGUCCUGUGGUAGAGCGGCUUUUGAGGGGUGUCAACAAUAUCAAUACUAUAAUAGGUUGGGGGUCUAGGACGGCCGCGUUUUGGGCCUCCGCCGGAGGUUACCAUGCCACAUUGCAGCUGCUUCUUGAAGCCGGCGCUGAUGUCAAUAUCCACGAUGAAAAUAGGUCAACACCACUUCAUAAGGCUUCCAGGGCAGGCCAUGGUUCCAUUGUGCAGCAACUACUUAAAGCCGGCGCUGAUAUCAAUAUCCAGGACAGAUAUAAGUCAACACCACUUCAUCUAGCUUCCGAGGCAGGCUAUAGCUCUAUUGUGCAGCAACUGAUUGAAGCCGGCGCUGACAUGAAUAUCCUUAAUCAAAUGGGGUCGACACCACUUCAUCAUGCUUUCAACGCAGGCUAUGGUUCUAUUAUACAGCAACUGCUUAAAGCCGGCGCUGAUGUCAAUAUCCAGGAUAAAUAUAGGUCAACACCACUUCAUCAGGCUUCUAAGGCAGACAAUAGUUUUAUUGUGCAGCAACUAAUUGAAGCCGGCGCUGAUGUCAAUAUAUAUAAUCGAAUAGGGUCAACACCACUUCAUCUAGCUUCCAAGGCAGGCCAUAGCUUCAUUGUACAGAAACUACUUGAAGCCGGCGCUAAUGCCAAUACCUAUAAUCGAAUAGGGUCAACACCACUUCAUCAGGCUUCUGAGGCAGGCUAUGGUUCUAUUGUGCAGCAACUUCUUAUCGCUGGCGCUGAAGUCAAUCACCACACGACUCCCGUGCUGGCGCUGAUGUUCGCGAUCAGUCUGAAGAUGGCGUAA